AACAACUAUGUCGUGGAGUACCAAUAAUAAAGAUAAACAAUGAAAAGAGGAUGCUAAAGUACACAUGAUUUCAAUAUCAAAUUUAACACACACGAGUCUACAUACACCUCUCAAUUUUAACUUAUACAAAAAUGCAACCAACACAAGAGCAAUUGAAAAUACGACAAUGGAAAUUUCGGCGAACAAUACAUUCGAGCUAUCGAACAAUUUUACCGAAUACGCUGAGAUUCCGUAUUAUAUAAAAGUCACAUCGAUGACUUUCUGUAUAGUGAUUAUGUGUUUAGGUGUUUUAGGUAAUGUGAUGGUGCCAAUAGUAAUUUUAAAGACUAAAGACAUGAGGAAUUCGACUAAUAUAUUUUUAGUGAACUUGAGUAUUGCGGACUUAAUGGUGUUACUUGUGUGCACGCCCACAGUUCUGGUGGAAGUUAAUUCCAAACCCGAGACCUGGGUGCUGGGAAAGGAGUUGUGUUUAGCAGUACCAUUUGUGGAGCUGACGGUAGCGCACGCGUCAGUGCUGACAAUCUUGGCGAUCAGCUUCGAGCGGUAUUACGCCAUCUGCGAGCCAUUACGAGCGGGAUACGUGUGUACGAAGACUCGUGCCACCCUUAUUUGCGCUCUGGCUUGGUUCUUUGCAGCUCUCUUUACUAGCCCCAUUCUCGCCGUGGCAACAUUCACCUAUGAAGAAUACGAUGACGGAAGCAAGGAGCCUGUCUGUCUCACUCAGGCGGAUACAUUCUGGUCAGCGUUGUUCUUCAUUCUAACUAUUGCUGUCUUCUUCAUCAUCCCACUCGGCGUCCUUCUCGUCCUAUACAGCGUCAUAGCGAAGAAUCUAAUGGAAAACCCCAUUAUCAUAUCGCAAAACACAAAAAACACUACCAAUGCCGGCAGUGUACUACGGUAUAGAAAACAAGUUAUCCUUAUGCUCGGUACCGUAGUAUUAUCCUUCUUUGUAUGUCUUCUACCCUUCAAAGCAUUGACUCUUUGGAUUAUCGUAUUCCCACCCGAGACAAUAAUGUCACUAGGUAUAGAUGGUUAUUAUAUACUAUUGUAUUUUUGUAGAGUAAUGCUCUAUUUAAAUUCGGCGAUUAAUCCUAUAUUGUACAAUUUGAUGUCAUCAAAGUUUAGGGAAGGUUUUGUUAAAUUGUUAAGAAUAAAUAAGUUGAUAAAAUGCAGUAGGGCUUUUAGAGAGAACAUGCAAAGAAGGGACACAUUUAACACGACAACCUCAACGGCGUUCUCAAGCAGUCAGAAUACGUCAGAUUCGUUUUGGAAAAGAUAUAGUAACAGAGCAUCUUCGCAGAAACCCGCAGUGAAUAGAGAAAGCAAAAAAACUAAGGACUCUAAAGAACUCAAAGAUUUAGAUGAAGUAUUAAAAAGAGAAAUAGAACCGUUGACUGCAGAUUAUCCAAGACGUAAUAGUAUGAAAAUAAUAGCUGAAAUGAAUCAAGCGAAGGAUAAAGUCGAUGAUAUAGUUGAUGAAACAACUAAAAAUAUUUCAAGCCUUGUAGAAGCGACAAAUAAUGAUGUCUUAGUAGAAGUUCACGAUAAUAAUGCAAAUGAUGAUACCGAGAACAAUAAACAAAUACAAAUAUUAAAUUUAGAUGUUAAGACCAAUAACGUAUAUUCUAUAACUCUAGACGUUAGUGAGGGAAAAAAUAGGUUUGUGUGUGUACCAGCUCAGGACAGAGGAGACAAGAACAUUUUUGUAUACGACUUUAUAAGUAAAGAAAGUUUUGUGUAG
Molecule: messenger RNA, 1741 nt
Organism: Hyposmocoma kahamanoa
Lineage: Eukaryota; Metazoa; Arthropoda; Insecta; Lepidoptera; Cosmopterigidae
Gene: Ethr
Product: QRFP-like peptide receptor
Exons: 3
Coding region: 65-1741 (558 amino acids)
Biological process (GO): G protein-coupled receptor signaling pathway
Cellular component (GO): plasma membrane
Molecular function (GO): thyrotropin-releasing hormone receptor activity
Source: RefSeq, a predicted model, not a curated record